Molecule: messenger RNA, 2337 nt
Organism: Eleginops maclovinus (Patagonian blennie)
Lineage: Eukaryota; Metazoa; Chordata; Actinopteri; Perciformes; Eleginopidae
Product: UDP-glucuronosyltransferase 2C1-like
Exons: 2
Coding region: 120-1724 (534 amino acids)
Molecular function (GO): UDP-glycosyltransferase activity
Source: RefSeq, a predicted model, not a curated record
GUAACACAUUAAGCGGGUUUGGAGUUUGGAUUCCUUUCCAUGCAGACGCUGGGCUUCACUUAUCCGGAGCAGACUUACAGAACAUUUCUUCACUAUUUCAGGGAUUAAAGGGUUUAUCAAUGGGGAGCAUCCCAGGUGUUUCCCUUCUGCUUCUGGUGGUGAGUCUGUCCCUCCUGUGCAGCCCCAGUGUCAAUGGAGGAAAGAUUCUGGUGUUCCCAGUGGAUGGUAGCCACUGGGUCAACAUGAAACUCCUUAUCCAGGGCCUCCACGCCAGAGGCCAUGAGAUCACUGUAGUCCGAACAGCCUCGAGCUGGUACGUCAAAGAAGACUCUCCACAUUACAGCUCCAUCACUGUCACCUUACCAGAAGCCAUCAGCAUAGAAGAGCAAGACUUCUUCGUAACCUUCCUGUUCAAGAUGCUAACAAUUCAAAAAGAGGGGGCAUCUAUAAUCAGCUUUGUCGAGUUCUACUGGGAAAUGCUUGGUGCACUCUCAAGCAUUCACAAACAGGCCAGCCAGUUGACGGUAGAAAUAUUUGAGAACAAGACUCUACUGCAGAGUAUUCGUGAGACUCAAUUUGAUGUGGUUCUUAUAGACCCGGGUUUGCCUGCUGGAGUUCUGGUGGCUCAUGAACUGAAGCUGCCAACUGUUUUUAACGUGAAAUGGAUCACGAGUGGAGAAGGCCAUUUUGUGGUAGCACCAUCGCCAACAUCCUAUGUUCCAACUUCAGGAAAUGCCAUGACGGAUAAGAUGAACUUUGGGGAAAGGCUCACGAACACACUGUACUUUUUUUUAAACUUUUGCAUUGACAAGUUAAUAGUGUGCCCUCACUAUGAUAGACUGGUAGACAGGUACUUCGGUCCAGAUGUGAACUUCUAUCACCUUCUACAAGGAGCAGACCUCUGGCUCAUGAGGGUCGACUUUGUGUUUGAAUUCCCCAGACCCACCAUGCCAAACAUCGCCUACAUUGGUGGUUUUCAGUGUCAGCCUGCUAAACCUUUACCAUCAGAGCUGGAGGAGUUUGUUCAAAGUUCAGGAGAGCAAGGAUUCAUCCUGAUGUCUCUUGGUACGCUGGUUAAAGGUUUACCUGUAGAGAUUACUUCUGAAAUUGCUGCUGCAUUUGCCCAACUUCCUCAAAAGGUCAUAUGGAGGCAUGCUGGUGAGCCCCCCAGCAAUUUGGGGAACAACACCCUACUGAUGAAAUGGCUGCCCCAGAACGACCUCUUGGGUCACCCAAAGAUCAAAGCCUUUGUGGCUCACGGUGGCACCAACGGGAUCUACGAGUCCAUCUACCAUGGAGUGCCAAUCGUAGGCAUUCCCCUUCUGUUUGACCAGUUUGAGAACUGUUUGAGAAUGGAGGCGCGAGGAGCCGCCAAGGUGUUGGAUGCCACCAAACUGACUCGUGAGAUUUUUUUGGAAGUGAUACAAGAGGUUAUUCACAAUCCCUCCUACAGAGAUAACAUGGAGCGUCUGUCGGCUCUCCAUCGGGAUAAACCGAUGCAUCCUCUGGAUACGGGCCUUUACUGGAUAGAGUUUGUUAUGAGGAAUAAAGGAGCUUCACAUUUACGCACUGAGUCUUAUAAGAUGCCCUGGUAUGCCUAUUAUUCAUUCGAUGUCAUAUGCUUUUUGAUUACAGUCUUGUUGAUGUUGACAGUCAUUGUAGUGGGAUCAAUACGAUUCCUUUGCUGUGGACUAUGCAGGAAAAGAAAAACCAAACAGGAAUAGUUACUCAAAUGACAACAUAUACAACUCAUAUGGUUAGCCAUGGGACAUUUUUGGUUUUGAGUGAAAUCUGUUAACUAUUCCAUUGGUUGAUAUCAUAUUAUUGAUAUGUUAUAUAUAUGUUAAUAAUGGUGCUCAGAGGUUUGUUCCAAGAAAUCGUGUUAAAACCCAGACUUUUCCUCCAGCACCAUCAGCAGGUCACUGUCAUUUUUAUAGAUGGAUCGUCCCAAAUGUUGUACAGAAUUCAUCCUUAUGUCUGUAGUGAUUGACUUACUUUUCAUUCAGCCAUGAGAACACAUGGCAUUGUUUUUCAUGACUUUAUGAUGAAAUUAAUAAAACCUUUGUGAUCCCAUAACGUGUUAUCUAGAGUAAUUAGCCCUAUACUUUGUGUUGUGACCAAAUACCUGCAUAGCUUGCGUAGCUUUGCAUAACUGCAAAAAAUAAUGACAGAAAUGUAAGCUCAGGAAAAAAUGUGUAUUGCAUACAUCAAAUAGUGAAAAUGUGCCUGUACCUACUUCCAACAAAAAAGUUUGUUUUUAAUGUUGCACUUUAUUAUAUAACUCAUUGUAUGCAGAUUUGAAAUUUGAAAAAAGGUAAUAAAAUAAACCUAAAAACA